Molecule: messenger RNA, 2226 nt
Organism: Leishmania mexicana MHOM/GT/2001/U1103
Lineage: Eukaryota; Euglenozoa; Kinetoplastea; Trypanosomatida; Trypanosomatidae
Exons: 1
Coding region: 1-2226 (741 amino acids)
Biological process (GO): cilium-dependent cell motility; mitotic cytokinesis; mitotic spindle organization
Cellular component (GO): axoneme; mitotic spindle
Molecular function (GO): calcium ion binding; alpha-tubulin binding
Source: RefSeq, a predicted model, not a curated record
AUGAGCAUCCGCGAAAAGACGGUGUACAAUGCGCUGCCGAAGCUUCCAGGCUUCUCAUUCGCAGAGCUGCAACACCCCGCAACGCAUGGAAGACGACAGUACUGCACCAUCGACGAUGAAGGCACACGGACCGUGAAGGAUGCGGCGGCCCUCGACGGCUCCGCUGUAGCCGCCGGCUCGGCGCCUGAAGGGUGUGGAAUCCCGGUGCGCAUCAUUCUCCAGCGCUUUCCGUCGUGGCGAACCGUAGACGACAAGGUCCUGCGCUUUUUCGCCUACUACACGGAGGACGUGGUGGGAAGCAGAAUCGAGACAUGGCGAGUGCGCAAGGUGAAGCUGCACUACUUUCUCGCUGACGGAUCUCUGAGCAUCGUGGAGACACCGGCAGUGGCGAAUAGCGGUCUGCAGAAGGGCACUAUUGUGUCGCGCUUCAGACCAGACGGGGUGGACGUGUUCCGGCUCUGCAUCGGCGCCUCCAUUACGCUCCGUGGGUUGGAGUACAACCUCGUAGACUGCGACGCCUUUACGCGCGAUUUUUUCGAGGUGAUGGGGAUGCCACAACCGGAGCCGCUCGAGUACCCUCGCGACGAGUUCGAGACCAGCGCCAUGCGCUGCCCUGGCGGGACAGAUGAGCAGCACAUCGAAAUGCGACGCGUGGUUGAGAUGCAGGCGGCAACGCGUGCGGGCACUCAUGCCAGCCUUCUCACACCUGCAGAGCGGACAAAGGCGCGCGACUUCUACGAAUACGACCGCAACGUGCUGUGCUUCUACGCCGUCUGGGAGAAGAGGAAGUUCCGCAUCUACUUCUAUCUGGCGGAUGGCAGUAUUGCCGUCCUCUUCGACAAGGCAGAGAACGACGGCCGCGACCCGUACCCGGUCUUUGUGCGCCGCCGCCGCAUCCCAAAGGAGGCGCGUGCGGUGCUGCUCUCCUCCGAAACGCUCAACCGCCCACAGGGUCCACCACCGGCGUGCGUUGGCGCGGAGGAUCUGCGCACCGGUACUUCGGUGGACAUCUUCACACGACCCUUCUUCAUCUACGACUGCGACGAACACACACGGGCGUACAUGGAGGCGCGAGGCAUUCCCGAGCCGGCCGUCGCCGUGCCACUGUGCGAAGAAGACGAAAUCACGGUAGGCAAGCGCCGACCACGGCUGACCAAGGAGGCGCGCGAUGCCGUCAGUGACUCUGGCAAGCGCUUCGGCGCGUCGACAAUGGUCUUCAGCGACUCUGCUGCGGAGAAAGAUGCUUUGAAGCUGACCCGCUACGCGCAAGAUGUCUUCCGCUUUGGUGCUGAGAUGGUGAACCCGUCGGAAGAGAAUGAGGGGCGUCAGUUCAUCGUGUGCUACUACCUCGCCGACGACACCGUGUCCGUCUUUGAGCUGCAGGUGCCAAAUAGCGGUCACGUUGGUGGUAAGAUUUUUGCGCGCCGUGCGGUGGAAAGCCUGCGGGACCCCGCGCUUCUGAAGGUGGGCAACAUCAUUCGCCUGGACGGCGUCGACUACCUGCUCAAGGAGAUGGAUGAGCGCACGAAGCGCUACCUCGAGAUGGGAAUGCCUAAUAUGGAGGAGUCCUAUUUUCGCACCCAGGAAAUUCUCGGCAUAGUGGCGUCGUACCUACAACAGCAGUUUUCCCGUAUAACCGACGCCUUUCGUCACUACGCCUCAUCGUCGACGCAGGGGCUGACGCGAGAGAACGUGCGCGAGGUGCUGAGUGACGCCGGCGUACACGCGACGGAUGCGGAGCUGACCAACGUGAUGGAGCUCGCCGAUGGCGACAAGGAUGGGUGGGUGUCGCUGGCUGAUUUCACGGAGCAGUUCAUGCAACAGCUGUUUAUUUCCAACUUUAAGCCACGCGAGUCGCAGAAGAGAUGGGGUGACACCCGCAACGGUAUGGUGGUGCAGCGGGGGCCGGUGCAGAGCGCAAUGAUGCUGGCGAAAAAGGUCGACGCCGAGGCGCAGGCGGAGGCUGCCCUGCAACGCUUUCUUAUACUCAUUGAGGCACGCCGCACACUCGCCAUCCGCUCCUUUCGCAGCGCCUCCGAGUCAGCGUACGACGGUAACUUGGGCAUGUCCGAGUUCCAGGAUUGUGUGAAGGAUCGCCUUAAGACGCCCAUGACAGAUGACGAGAUCGGGGCGCUGCUCUACAGGUUCUAUCACACUCCAGGGCUGAACGACUGGACGGCGAGGCGGCUUCCAGUGCAAGAAAUCCGGCGUAUUCUCCUCCUGUGA